AUGCUUAACUCAUCAUUAAAAUACAGAUCAACAACGCCAACUCAGUCCUCAAGGACCUCAGACGCCAUUCCAAGACAGCGCAGAGCAAUUUUAACGCGCUGGAUAAAUUCUUUAUCAAUUUGGCCUCGAAUGCAAGAAAAAGAUCUCCCUGACCAGAUGAAGACUGGAACUUUUCUUGCCAAACUCCUUCCACUACUAGACUCAAAAAUACGUUUUCUGGGGUUUUACAAAAACCCAGUCGCGAAAAAAGCUUGCUUGCAUAAUUUAGAACAAAUUUUAAGUAUCGUUUGGAAAAGAUCCGUAAGAGCUCAUCGUAUGCCAACAGCAGAAGAGCUGUUAGUUCCUAAAACAGAAAAAUCUUGGCAACUAAUCAACGUAAUUUUCGAAAGUUUUAUUUUAAAUGAGCUUAGAGUGAAUGCAAAAAGUUGCUGAACUUGGUUCGAAACUGUGCUUGGGAUGUAUGGGAGAAACUUUGACAUAAAAAAUCCAGGGGCUGAAUUUCAAAAAGGAACUAACAUUGCUUAUGUUUUAAAUUGUUUCCACAAAAAGGUCGAUUUAAGACAAAUUUAUUAUGAGCCAACGACUAGGGAUAAAAUACUGCAAAAUCUAUGUGCGGUAUUUUCAGUCAUGGAAUCGCUUCAGCUGAAAAUGUUUGUAACCCCAGAAGAGUUUGCAGCAAAUGCUGAUGAAGAAUUUAAGUUUAAGUUUAAACGAAUUUCUCUUGCAAUAUUGUGCCUUCUAAGUCUUCUUUUCUAUAGAUUCAGCUACUAUAACAGCUCUGAGAAAUGGUAGGUGAACCGGCCGAAGAAGCGUCAAACCGUUAAAAUUAUCACGCCCUUUCAGACUUCUCUAGUCUGUGCUAGCCUCAGCACAGACCAUUUCUCUUCAAUCCGAAUCUCUCAAGAAGCUUGAUUUCUCUCACUGAGUUCGGUUUAUGGGUACGGCCUGCUUGAUCAGGACCAAGGACCCAUCCCUAACUGCCAUUUUAAAUAUUGUAUGAAGGAUUUAAUUUAUUGCAAAUGUUUCAGAUUUAUAAAGCUUUUAAAGAUCAAGUUCCAAAUCCUGUAAACAACAAUAUGAUUGUGUUUAAAGAUGGAGUUAGACCAAUAAGUUUGAAUGAAAGUGCAAGCACCUGCUCUGUUUUUUCAAUUGCAUCAGAAAGCUUGGAUUACUCCACCAGCACUAUUGCUUUGUCCCAGCUUCCAUCUGAAGUCGAUUUGAUGCCAAAAGGCUUUUUCUCUCAAUUCACACCUAAAUUUAGCUCAAAAGAGUCAACCAGUGAUAGAUGAAGUUUUUCUAGUAAAAUUGAAGACUCCACCAAAAACACUUUUUCCAGUGAUUCUUCAAGGAGAGACCCUUCGAUGGAAUUUAAAAAUUCCAUCAGUUUUGAAGUGGUUUCUCCUGCGAACACGAGCUAUACAGAUUCAACUACAGAAAAAUUAAAAAGACUUGAAGAAUUAAAUGCAACUCAAGAGAGGAAAUUAAUGUAUAUUGCUGAUUCAAGGACAAAAACAGAACAAAAAAUAAAAACAAGACAAAUGCCAAGUUUGACUAGAAUUAAAGUUAAAGAGGAUCAAAAGAAGAAUGAUGAUUACUUGCUUCAGCUACUAAAGCCAAGAUUUUUGAAAUUAAUUAAGGAUAGAACAGAAAAAACCUAUUGUUUUUGCUUGGUGCCAAAUAAUGAAAAAUUCUCUUAUGAAAGUGAAGAUUAUACAUUGGAGUGGAGAGACUUAUUAGAAAUGAAUUUGCAAGGCAAGCUGAAUAUCGAAGAUAUUUUAAGUAUUGAAUGUGUUGGAAGGUAUAUAAUUAUUAAAAGCAAUGAAGAUAAUAUGCAAUUGCAAUUUCCAAAUGAAUUUGAAGCAUCUCAGUAUGCUCAGAAUUUGAACAGAGUGCUGCUUCGCUAA
Molecule: messenger RNA, 1904 nt
Organism: Blepharisma stoltei
Lineage: Eukaryota; Ciliophora; Heterotrichea; Heterotrichida; Blepharismidae
Source: the annotation of a GenBank genome assembly